Molecule: messenger RNA, 213 nt
Organism: Diatraea saccharalis (sugarcane borer)
Lineage: Eukaryota; Metazoa; Arthropoda; Insecta; Lepidoptera; Crambidae
Source: the annotation of a GenBank genome assembly
AUGUCCAAAAGUGGCACCUCAAACGUAAAAGACUUACUUUAUUAUUCAGAGUCCUAUGAUGAGGAUGUUGAUGAAGAUAUUUGGGAUGACAGAAAGCUGAAUGAUGCAUACGAUAAAGCUUUAAGAAUAGCGAACGCAGAGGUGGCAAAAAGAGUUGCGAUGUCUACAAAUACUCAACACAAAAACAAAGAAGGUAUUUAUGAAACAGAUUAA